AUGAUGGACAGUUCCCACGCAACGUCGUGCUCCGGCGUCAGCGACGGCGACGGCGACCGCCUGAGCAAGCUGAAGGACUGCGCGCUCGGCCACAUCCUCUCCUUCCUCCCGGUUGAGGAGGCGGCGCGCGCGGCGCUGCUGUCGUCGCGGUGGCGCCACGUUUUCGGUGCCGUCCACACCGUCUCCCUCGAGGAGCCAGAGGCCCAAUCCCCGACUACGACGACCGCGGCUGCUACUCCCCCGGACCCCAACGCGCCGCCGCCCUUCUACAGCAUCGUCAGCGCCGCGAUCAUCGCCCGCCAACGACGACGCGGCGCGGUACCCCUGCGAGCCCUCCGCGUCGCCGUGGAACGCUACCGCGGUCUCCGCGGCGAUUCCGUGACGGUGGACCAGUGGGUCUCGUAG
Miscanthus lutarioriparius is the source of this 405-nucleotide messenger RNA. NCBI's taxonomy places the organism in Eukaryota, Viridiplantae, Streptophyta, Magnoliopsida, Poales, Poaceae. The record is from the annotation of a GenBank genome assembly.